Messenger RNA from Salvelinus fontinalis (brook trout), 6789 nucleotides. Its product is annotated as probable helicase with zinc finger domain. Gene Ontology annotation, biological process: regulatory ncRNA-mediated post-transcriptional gene silencing. The record is from RefSeq and is a predicted model, not a curated record. Gene Ontology annotation, molecular function: metal ion binding; helicase activity. Gene Ontology annotation, cellular component: P granule; cytosol. The transcript has 31 exons. The coding region runs from base 107 to 6124 and encodes 2005 amino acids. NCBI's taxonomy places the organism in Eukaryota, Metazoa, Chordata, Actinopteri, Salmoniformes, Salmonidae.
UGCCAUUUUCAGUCCUUUCAGUUGUCUUUUUCAGAGGCAAGGACAUCGACUUGACUCCUGUCUGUAACACAUUCUGAGAGUAAUGAAGACAUUCUGUCCCUGAGUCAUGGCGGACAGGAGAGCGGAGAAGUCAUGUGAAGAAGCCAGCGGAUCGUUAGCCAGGCGGGAGUACGAGGCGGCAGUGAGCCACUGCACUGAUGUGCUGCUGGCCCUCGGCCCCCCGGCCCCUCCCAGCCCUGGACCCCGCGCAUCCAACGCCCCCAACGACACGGUUACCCCCCUCCGCAGCCGCGCCCUGCUCUACAGGAUAGCCGCCCUGCUACAGCUGAAAAACUAUGAUCAAGCAGAUGAAGACUGCAAACAUGUUCUGGCCGAGGAGCUGGCCAAGGGAGACGGGUCGUUUCAGGCCAGCCUGCGCUGCAUGCUGGUGGACGGGAGCCUGCACGAAGUGGCCGGCCUCCUCUCCAAGUCCCUGUUUGGGGAGCCCCUGAACGGCAUCGUCACAAAGGACUUAACUAGAUUAAAAAUGCUUCUCUCAGAAAUUGAAGCCAUUCGUAGCGAGAUGGCCACAGAAUAUACAGACGACAACGAGGAAGAAGUACGGGAUGGAUGGCAGUUUCGCCCCCCGCCUAGAGGAGUUACCAGCAGUGAGGAGUACACGCUGUGUAAAAGGUUCCUGGAGCAGGGCCUGUGUCGCUACGGUGCCCAGUGCACGUCGGCCCACUCCCAGGAGGAGCUGAUGGAGUGGCAGAAGCGCUACGCCUCGCGCCUCAUCCGCCUCAAGCAGCAGCAGGAGAGCAAGCACUUCACCGAGAACUACAUGGAGGCGCUCAUCGAGAAGUGGAUGAACUCUCUCUCCCCUGAGAAAGUGCUGAGUGACUAUUUGGACGGCGUCAGCGUGGAACACAGCUCCAACCUCUCCGUAACUGUCACCACCAAGAAAUCAGCUCACUCCUGGACCUUCUCCCUGUUCUGCAAGCCUGUGAGGAAGCUGUACCGCAUCGCCCUGCUCUACGACGCCCACCGACCCCACUUCUCCAUCACGGGCGUGUCGGUUGGCGAUGCCGGCGCCCAGCGGCUGCAGGCGGCGGCCGAGGGCUGCCAGGAGUGGACGGCGGGCGAGGAGGCGCUGGCGGCCGACAACGGCAUUGACCACUGCGUCUACACGGUGGUGGUGGGCUUCAGCACCGAGAUAUUCGGCACCUUCCGCCAGACCAUCGUCUUCGACUUUGGCUCGGAGCCCGUGCUGAUGCAGCGCAUCAUGGUGGACGCCGCCUCCAUAGAAGACCUGGAGCACCUAAUGCAAGCCAGGCAGCAGCUCCUGAUGACGGCCAAGCGCUGGGACCCGUCCUGCAAGACCAUCGUGGAGUUCAGCCCCAAUGAGACGGUGGACCUGGACCGCAGCCUGCUGGCCCGCUACCAGAUCCCCCUGUCGGCCGACCAGCUCUUCACCCAGUCGGUGCUGGACAAGACCCUGACCCGGGACAACUACCAGGCCCGCCUGCACGACCUGCUCUACAUCGAGGAGAUCGCCCAGUACAAAGAAGUCAGCAAGUUCAACAUCAAAGUCAACCUCCAGCUGGUCACCAGCUUCAUGCUGACUGGCAUCUCGGGUGGCGCCAAGUACGCCCAGAACGGGCAGCUCUUCGCCCGCUUCAAGCUGACGGAGACGCUGUCGGAGGACACGCUGGCGGGCCGCCUUGUCAUGACCAAAGUGAACUCUGUCUUGCUGCUGCCCCUGGCCCGCCAGGAGUGGUGCAGCCAGCCCCCGGGGGUCAAGGAGCGGGUCUACGAGGCCUGCAUCGAAGAGAAGACCAAGGACUACAUCUUCCUGCGGAUAUGCAAGGACUGCUGCGAGGAGCUGGGCUUGAUACCUGAUAGGGAACUGCAGGUGGAGCUGCAGUUUCAGUUGAACCGCCUGCCCCUGUGUGAGAUGCACUAUGCUCUGGACCGCAUCAAAGACAACGGUAUCCUGUUCCCAGACACCAGCCUUACCCCCACCAUCCCCUGGAGCCCCAACAGGCAGUGGGACGAGCAGCUGGACCCGCGUCUCAACGCCAAGCAGAAGGAGGCCAUCCUGGCCAUCACCACGCCUCUAACCAUCCCCCUGCCCCCUGUGCUCAUCAUCGGGCCCUACGGCACGGGCAAGACCUUCACCCUGGCACAGGCCGUCAAGCACAUCCUCAAGCAGGACGACAGCAGGGUCCUCAUUUGCACCCAUUCCAACAGUGCAGCUGACCUGUACAUAAAGGACUACCUUCAUCCAUACGUAGAAGCGGGCAACGCGCAUGCAAGACCUCUCAGGGUAUACUUCAGGAACCGCUGGGUGAAGACUGUCCACCCGUUGGUGCAGCAGUACUGUCUGAUCUCUAACACACAGUACACUUUCCAGAUGCCCGAGAGAGAGGACAUCCUCCGGCACCGGGUGGUGGUGGUCACCCUCAGCACCUCCCAGUACCUCUGCCAGCUGGACCUGGAGCCAGGGCUCUUCUCUCACAUCCUAUUGGACGAGGCGGCCCAGGCCAUGGAGUGUGAGACAAUCAUGCCUUUCGCGCUGGCCGGCAAAAGCACCCGCAUCGUGCUGGCUGGAGACCACAUGCAGCUCAGUCCGUUUGUGUACAGCGAGUUUUCUCGAGAGCGGAACCUGCAUGUGUCGCUGUUGGACCGGCUGUACGAGCACUACCCAGCCGAGUUCCCCUGCCGCAUCCUGCUCUGUGAAAACUACCGCUCCCACGAAGCUAUCAUCAGUUACACGUCAGAACUGUUCUACGACGGGAAGCUGAUGGCCAGCGGGAAGCAGCCGUCCCACAAGGACUUCUACCCGCUGACCUUCUUCACGGCGCGCGGCGAGGACGUCCAGGAGAAGAACAGCACGGCCUACUACAACAACGCAGAGGUGUUUGAGAUCGUGGAGCGGGUGGAGGAGAUGCGUAAGAAGUGGCCGGUGGCGUGGGGCAAGCUGGACGAGGGCAGCAUCGGCGUGGUGUCGCCCUACGCCGACCAGGUAUUCCGCAUCCGCGCCGAGCUCCGAAAGAAGAGGAUGCACGAGGUCAGCGUGGAGCGGGUGCUCAACGUCCAAGGUAAGCAGUUCCGAGUGCUCUUCCUGAGCACUGUGCGCACACGGCACACCUGCAAGCACAAACAGACGGCCAUCAAGCGGAAGGAGCAGCUGGUGGAGGACUCGACGGAGGACCUGGACUACGGCUUCCUGUCCAACUACAAGCUGCUCAACACGGCUAUCACUCGCGCCCAGUCCCUGGUGGCCGUGGUGGGAGACCCCAUAGCGCUCUGUUCGGUGGGCCGCUGCAGAAAGUUCUGGGAGAAGUUCAUCUCCAUCUGCCACGAGAACGCCAGCCUGCACGGCAUCACCUAUGAGCAGAUCAAGGCCCAGCUGGAGGCCCUUGAGCUCAAGAAGACCUACGUGCUCAACCCGCUGGCGCCCGAGUUCAUCCCCCGCGCCCUGCGGCCCCAGCCGGCCCAGCACCCCCAUCAUCACCAACACCAUCACCAACACCCACACCCCCAGGGACACACGGCCAUCAAGCAGCCCCAGCAGCAGCAGCAACCGCAGCAGUCUCCCGCGAAGGGGAAAGGUCAACAUGCGAACCACACGGAGCACUUCCCACCUGAAGGAUUUGUUCAACCCAACCCUGCGGUGUUGAUGGGCAACCCCAUCCGGGCGUUCACGCCGCCCUUAGGGGGCACACCUGGCGGCAUGGGCAAGUCCCCCAGUCCCGUGCAGAGGAUAGACCCCCACACGGGUGCCAGCAUCCUCUACGUGCCCGCCGUCUACGGAGGCAACAUGGUCAUGUCCAUGCCAUUGCCUUCUGUCCCCAUCCAGUUGCCGUGGCCCGGCUAUCAGAACCGCUUCGCCAUGGACCCACGCAUCAUGAGCCACCAGGCGGCCAUGGCCUACAAUCUGAACCUGCUGCAGGCCCAGAACCGGGGCUCGCCCAUCCCCUACAGCGGAGUCACACACCCCUCCCCCUUGGGCAUGGGCCAGCAGACCAGUCCCGACAAGGAGCUUCAGGCUGAUUCCGUCAGAAACGGUAAAAUGGACGGGUGUGCAAAGUCCGAGCAGAGUCGGCUGCAGACACCAGAGAGGAAGACCUCGGAGAUGAAGGACAAGCAGGGAGAGUGUGAUCCGGGCGGUGGCCGGGGUCUGGACUCUCAGACGGACGGACUGGGCUUCCCCAAUGCCAUGCUUCACCGCAAGGACAACUCAAGCCAAAGACCACUCAACUACCACCUGGCGCCCCCCAACCCGGCCUUUGCCCCCCAUCCCGUGGGUCGGGCUUUCCCCCCACAGUACCCCGGCGUGUCCAGGCUCCCCUUUAGGGUGCCGACCCAGCACCCAGGUGGGGGCCCGCCUAACCAGCAUCACUCGGCCCAGCUAUCCCCGGCCUACGCCAGCGGCGGCCACAACCCCUCCUUCUUUGGUGGGGCCAUGGCCUCCCACAGAGGUGUGCCGGAGACUGAGGAGGAGGGGCCGGAGGAGAUGGGGAAUUCCAUCAGGUCCCAGAUGGGCCACCAGGUGGGGCACCACCCGGCCCUGUCGCAGCCCAGCCGAGUUAACAGCUUCGGGGAGGAGAACCAAGAAGGAGGCCUGGGAGAUGGGAUGGACCCCCUAACUCUGGAGGCCCUGAGCCAGCAGGCACGGCUGGGCCAGUGGGGUGAGCCCGGGCCCUUCCUCCAGGGCGGUGUGGCCUUCCCUCUGCCCCAGCAGCUGGCCCAUCUAGCCCAGCCCGGCCUAGCCCGCUUCCCCCCUCAGCUGCUGGCACGGGCCAACUGGAGAAUGAGCGCCGGCAUGGAGGACGAGGCUGGCGGACCGCCUUUCACUAGGUUCCCAGGCCUCCUGAGAGAGAUGCCCCCCCAGGAUCAGCCCGAUCCCAGGGACCCGGUUGAGAUGCAGCCCCCUCCCCAGUCCCGCCUGCUCCAGUACCGCCAGGUCCAGUCCCGCUCUCCGGGAGACCCCUCCUCCCCCUCGUCCGUAACCUCCAACCACACCGGACCCUUCCCCCCUGGCCCCUAUCCCGGCCGAGACCCCACCAGCCACGAGCUGGAGCUCCUCAAUAACCCGGGUCUCCAGCAGCACCCGGGGAACCAGCUCUACAACCCCAACGCCUACCCCCACCAGCUGGGCCACUCCACAACCCCGCCCCCGCAGGUCAAGUACCUCCUCCAGGAGGCCCAGUGGCCUCACGGCGGAGCUGGCGUGGCCCAGAACCACAUGCUGGCCCAGGGCCAGGGCUUUCCCUAUGGGCUGCCCGUCAUGGCCCACCCCAGUAGACAGGAGCAGGUCCACCUCAUGCAGCUCCACCACCAGCAGCAGCAGCACCAACAACAGCAGCAGCAGCAGGGUCAAGGCCCAGGCCAGGAGCCCUACCACCCUCUCUCCCCCAGAACAACAGGUGCCACCGCCCUUCACAAUGUAGAAGAGUAUGAACCCAGGGGUCCCGGGCGGCCCCUCUACCAGCGGCGGAUCUCCUCCAGCUAUCCAGACGAGGGAUCCCCCGCCAACGCCGCCGCCUUGGCCCAGCAGCAGCCACAGACCUGCCCGCCAGACCCCCAGGAGCACCCCCACACACACCAACACCCUCACCCCCACCAACACACCCACCAACACCCCCACGCCCCCUACGGCUACCCCCUGCCUGAGCUGUGGCCCGGCAACGGAGGUGGCCCUGGCCCGUUCCAGAACAUUCCAUGCAACGGAGCCAGCACACUAAUUCAACACCGGGACCUCCUAGUAGCUUCCAAGGCCCUGCGGCAGGCAGCAGAGGAGCAGAUGAAGGCUGAAGCGGCAGCAGCAGUAGCUGCGGCCCAGCCUCCCGCCCACUCCCUCCAGCACCUCGGACAAUUCCCCCCUCUCAUGCCCAACAGCAAGCAACAGCCACAGCAGCAGCAGCAGCAGGCCCCCCCAGAGCCCGUCCAAGGCCCCGGGGGCCCCCAAAACCCUGGCAAACCCCCCACCAUGUCCUACGCCAGUGCCCUCCGCGCCCCACCCAAACCCAGAGCUCGUCCCGAACAGGUCAAAAAGCACAGCGACCCACUUUCCCUACUCCAAGAGCUGAGCAUAGGAAGUUCAAAUGGUAGCAACGGAUACUAUUCCUAUUUUAAAUGAGUUUCAUCCCUGAGAAAUCGCCCCUAGAAAAUUAUAAAUAAAAAAACAUGUAAAAUAUAAAGAAAGAAAAAAAAGAUAAUAAUUGCAAAACUUUUGUGAAAAAGACAAAAAAAAAACGGUACACGUGCUUUUACAAAUCGUUUCUAUUCAUCGUUUUUGUUUCCGCAUUUUUGUUAUGUUUUAAACUUUUAUUUGUAACAGUCAAAUCUUUCUUCUGUUUCACAUAUCUGACAUAAAAAUUUAAAAAAAUAUGUAAAACAUAAGUAUAUAUAAUGGAUGCAUUACUGGUAUAUAUACAUGCACAUUAUGUAUAUAUGAAUAUAUGCUUAUAUUAUGUACACUUAUAUAUGUACGUAAUGCAAAAAAAAAAAAAAAAAGUAGAAAAAUAAACUAAAAUGAUUUUAAAAACACAACAUUUGGUUGACCACUUGGCUGCCUGUCUGUUUUCCCUUGUUGAAGUUGGUUUUGUUGGCCACUUUUUUUUGUCCGUUUUUAAAAAUUGAGUGGACUUUCUAUGUCUUGAUUUUCAUCAUAGUUGUGUUAACAGGGAAAAAGCUAAGUCGUCAACUAAUUUCAUAUAAAAUAUAUGGAACAUUGUAUAGAAGUAGAUACAUUUUCCUCUAAUCUGUACAUAUAAAGAAAAUAAAUAACUGAGUUGUAUGCCA